Messenger RNA from Rotaria sp. Silwood1, 912 nucleotides. NCBI's taxonomy places the organism in Eukaryota, Metazoa, Rotifera, Eurotatoria, Philodinida, Philodinidae. The record is from the annotation of a GenBank genome assembly.
AUGAUGAAAAUUGUGUUGAGUUUGUUAUUAUUUAGUCUUUGUAAUCAUUUGGGACAAUGUGCCCAACCAUAUUUCCCAUCUCAAAUUGUAUUUUCACCUGAUGAUGGUAAAACAACAAUUGCAAUUGAUGAAAUAAAUCAACGAGCUUAUUUAACAUAUCCUGUGAAUGCUCUAAUGAAAGUCAGUGCUUACGUUAUGCAAAACUUUCCAUAUGCAGUUCCUGAUUCGCCACAAUCAAAACAUUAUGUUUUCUUAGCUACAACUUCUCUAAUAAAUUUUUGUUCCUAUGAAACAUAUUGGAAAUAUGGUGCAUAUAGACUCAAUCAAUUUCCAUUACAUUGGGGUAAUGAUAGUUCAUAUAAAAUACGAAAUUAUGAAAUAUGUUCAACAAGUACUGGAAAUACAUAUCGAUGUCAAGAAAUUUAUUUUAAGAAAAAUACUGAUAUUCCACUUCGAUUAGCUGAAGUUCAGCAUUCACCAUUCUCAGCUAAUCGUGUCAUAACAAAUUUUACAAUUAUAUCUAUAGGAAAACCGGAUGACGAAUAUUUUGACUCAAUACCAAAAGAGUGGUAUGUUGCUUGUCGAGAUGUUGAUCUCGGAGUUUUAUACGAUCCGACAUUAAUAAGACUAAGUGUACAACAAAGUGCAAAAGUUCAAGUUUGGCUUUCGGCUCCUCCACAUGAAAUUAAUGGAAAUGAUACUGUUACUAUUCAAUGGAAAACAUCUCAAUGCACUGAUUGUUUUGCAUGGACACCAAAACAACUUUCUUUUAAUAGUAAAAAUUUUCAAGAAAAACAAACAUUAACAAUCACUCGUCUUAGAAUUACAGAACAAUCAAUUUUUAUUCCCAUUUUGAAUGGUGGCGCGUUCGAUUUGAUUGAAGCACAGACUUAUUCCUUAUCUAUUCGAUAA